UAUAUUUUUAUCUCGUCAUUUAGGAUUGUUCUUUAUUUUUCGCUAGUCUACAGCUUACGAUUAUUCAAAACUAUUCGUGCAACCGACAUUGUCAGAUUAAAAAAUAUGGAUAUAUCUUUUGCUGGAAAACGAGCUCUUGUAACUGGGGCUGGAUCGGGUAUAGGACGAGGAGUGGCCGUUCGCUUGUCCAAAGGCGGUGCUAAGGUCGUAGCCCUCGACAUGAAUCUGGAAAGAUUGAUGGAACUAAAACGAGAAUUUCCGUCGAUAGAAACCGUUCACGCGGACUUAAGGAACUGGGAUGCUAGCAAAAAAGUAAUCAAAUCAAGUUUGCCUAUCGACUUGUUGGUGAAUAAUGCUGGGAUAGCUACCAUCGACCGCAUCACUGAGAUUACAGCGGAAAAAUUCGAUAACACAUUCCACGUGAACGUCAGAUCGUUGUUUCUCGUAAGCCAAAUUGUGGUCGAGGAUCUUUUGCAAAGGAAAUCUGCUGGUGCUAUUGUUAACUUGUCUUCCCAAGCUGCUAAGGCAGGUUUUCUACAUCGCACGUUAUAUUGCUCCUCCAAAGGCGCUGUGGACGCUUUCACAAGGGCUCUAGCGAUCGAAGUUGGACCACACAAGAUACGAGUAAACUCGGUCAAUCCGACUGUAGUUUUCACAGAGUUGGGUAAAAGGAUAUGGUCUGACCCGGCGAAAAAGGAAUGGAUGUUGUCUAGAAUACCGCUAAAUAAGUUUGCAGAAAUAAAAGAUGUCGAAGAUGCGAUAGUGUUUUUGUUGAGCGACAAAGCAGCUAUGACUACGGGAAGUUGUCUGCCAAUUGACGGUGGUUUUCUGGCCUCUUAGAAAAAUGCAAGUUAUAUGUUAAUAGUGAAUUCAUAACUCAAAUAGGGUAUGGUAGUCUGUAAAUGUAUGUGCAUAAACUGUAAGCUUCUCUCUUUCUAUAAUAAAACGGAAGAAGAGCAAUCAA
Messenger RNA from Cylas formicarius (sweet potato weevil), 964 nucleotides. Its product is annotated as L-xylulose reductase-like. The coding region runs from base 106 to 840 and encodes 244 amino acids. The transcript is spliced from 6 exons. Gene Ontology annotation, biological process: xylulose metabolic process; glucose metabolic process. Gene Ontology annotation, molecular function: carbonyl reductase (NADPH) activity; L-xylulose reductase (NADPH) activity. The record is from RefSeq and is a predicted model, not a curated record. NCBI's taxonomy places the organism in Eukaryota, Metazoa, Arthropoda, Insecta, Coleoptera, Brentidae.